AUGGCUCAGCUGAGGACGAUCGGCAUCGCUAUCAUUGGCACAGGUCUUAUUGGCCCGAGACAUGCAGAAAGUGUCAAGAGGUGUGCAGAAGCAUCUCUCCUCUGCUUUGUGGAUCCUCGACUCGAUGUUGCAUUGGUUGCUGAAGCAUUCGAUAGCGUGCCCUUCUUUAGCAGCAUCCAGCAAAUUCUAGAGACAGGGUGCCGCCCAGAUGCGGCCAUCGUUUGCACUCCGAAUAGUACGCAUGUGCCUGUCAGUCAGGAACUAUUCGCCGCCGGCAUCCAUGUCCUUGUGGAGAAACCAAUUGCGACGGACUUGGAGUCAGGAAGACAACUCUUACUUGCGGCAGAAGCCGCUGGUAAACACCUCCUGGUCGGACACCACAGACGCUUCAAUCCAUAUGUGACCGCAACGAAACGAGCUCUUGAGCAGGGUUCAAUCGGCCGCCUGAUAGCCAUCUCAGGUCUUUGGGCUACAUGUAAGCCUGACUCAUGCUUCCUACCACCUACCGACUGGCGUGCAAAGUCAGGAACAGGAGGGCCUAUCUUGAUCAACCUGAUCCACGAGGUAGAUAUCUUGCAGUAUCUCAUGGGGCCCAUAGUGCGGGUCCAUGCAGAGCAGGCACUAUCGCAACGCGGACAUGCCGCCGAGGAAAGAGCGGCCAUACUCAUGAGGUUCGCCUCGGGCGUAGUGGGCACUUUCAUCUUGUCUGAUGCGACACCGUCCAUGCACAACUUCGAGAGCGGCACCGGCGAGAAUCCGAUGAUUCCUCAGGCUGGAAAGGAUUUAUAUAGAAUCUUUGGCUCGGAAGGCACCCUAAGCGUAGGUGAUAUGAAGCUCAGUAGUUAUGGCGAUGCAGCGAAGAGCUGGUCCAAUUCCCUGCAAGAGCAGACUAUACCGGUAGGCUCGGAAGUGCCCUUCGAUGAGCAAGUUCGAAAUUUCGUGCGUGUCGUCCAAGGAAUAGCGGAACCAAGAUGUACUGGUGAAGAUUGUCUGCAGGCACUUGUAGUCUGCGAUGCGGUUCGACGAGCACUUGAUACUGGUCUGCCGAUCGAGAUAGAUGUGUCGGACUUAACAAAGUGUUGGAGCCGUAGAGCGCUUUGCCUGCACUUGUCAGCGGAAGAUAUCCAAGGAGCACCCCGAGAAGCAUAG
Fulvia fulva is the source of this 1149-nucleotide messenger RNA. Its product is annotated as UDP-N-acetylglucosamine 3-dehydrogenase. The record is from RefSeq and is a predicted model, not a curated record. Gene Ontology annotation, molecular function: nucleotide binding. The coding region runs from base 1 to 1149 and encodes 382 amino acids. NCBI's taxonomy places the organism in Eukaryota, Fungi, Ascomycota, Dothideomycetes, Mycosphaerellales, Mycosphaerellaceae. The transcript has a single exon.